ACCCCGAUCAGCUUGACCUGCAUCUUCCCCACAUACAUACACAUACAAUACAUACAACAUCUCAAAGAGAUACCUCUCAUUCACUUCACACUCGCUCAUGGUUCACUAGAAAGAAGAUUCAUACACACGAUGAGCAGCGCAGAGGUAAUAAACGCACUGUUUGAACGAACAGUAGACAUCGUUCAAAGUUUACCAAAAACAGGUCCAAUUCAAACAUCUUAUGAAGAAAAGUUGGCAUUAUACAGUUUAUACAAACAAGCAACAGAAGGUGAUGUAAGAUCAAAAAGACCAGGAAUGUUGGAUAUGUUGGGCAGAGCGAAAUGGGAUGCAUGGGCAAAUCGAAAAGGAUUAGGAAGUCAAGAUGCAAAACAACUUUAUGUCGAAAGUAUGCUGAAAACAUUGCGCAAAUUCAGUGAUCGUCCACAGGCUAUGCAAUUGAUCGAAGAACUGGAAAGCUUUAGUGGUGAUGUUGCUCAACGUGUCAUGAGCGCUUCUUUGGCAAGAGCAGGUGGUUUGGAUAGCGAAGAUGAUUCACAAGCAAGCUCUGAAGCUUCACUUUCACCAAGGCUAAAUGCACAACAAAGGUUACCAUCAGGUGCAACAACUACAGGCGCAUACGAUACGGCAGCAGAAGAUGAAAGAGAUGCAGUUUCACAAUUACCAAGAACAUUCACUUCAAAUCGUGUUGGUGCCACACCAAAUGCGGGCAGUAGUACAAUCACUGGAAGAUAUCCCGGCUCAACCAGCGCUUCUGUAGCAGCAGGACUAAGAAGUGGUCAACGAACACCAAUGUCUGAAGUGGCAAGCGCAAUGGCUGUCAGAGGAGGUCCAACAGCCGCCGGAACAGCAACAGAAGGUAGUUAUGCAGGAGAUUCAGAUGAAGAUCGUGAUGUGGUGGCAGAUAGGGAUCCAAGAAGACAGAGCAACCCAACCCUAACCCGUCAACCUCUUCGACCGGCAAUGCGACCUGCUCAAGGACAAUCUUGGCAACGCUCUUCCGGUAGCUUGGCAGGCGGUGAAGGCAGACUGUAUGCUUUGCCUAAUUCUGCCAGAUAUCCCGGCCCACCUGCUAGCGACAUUCCAGGCGGUCGACAUACGAUGGCAGGUGGAGCGGGAGCAUCUCUUUAUUCAGCCAUUGGGCCAUCAGCAAGACCAACGCCCUCCGAACAACACUAUUAUCAUCAUCACGGAAACGCACAAGAAGGAACGGCGGCCGGAAGUACAAGACCUUAUGCACCUUCGUCUAUCGGAGGUAGAUCCGGCGGUGGUGGUCAAAGAGCCGUUCGUGCAGAUGUGGAUAUGGCGCUUCAAAGCAUUCAAGCAAGUUUGGCAGGAUUACAUGAACGUAUGAGCAGGGUGGAAAAUCGAUCUCCAAAAGGGCGUGGUGGUCAAGGUGGUGUUUUGAGUGGUUCAGGUCACUUUUCAUCAGCUUACAGAGCAUUGGCAGAUGCUUUACAUGAUAUUGCCGUCCUUUUGGGUCUAAGAAGUGAUGGAAGAGGAGGUGCGGCUCCUUCUACGUAUAGAGGUGAUGGAGCGGAAUCGGUUGGCAGUCGUGGAACAGGAACGGCAAGAAGAAUUAAAGGUGGUAGUGGAGGUGCAGGUGGAAGACCUUCAGGAUGGAGAACGAUAUUUAGAUUGUUCUUAGUUUUGAUCCAAAUUGCCGUUAGAGUGGCUUUGGACUUAACAAGUGUUGUGGUCGUCUUGACCUUACUCUUGUUCCUCAUCAGACGUACGACCGGUAGAGGAGAUCCUUUGUUGAUCUUGCGUCUUUUGCGUACUUGGCUAGGCGUACGUGUACCUGCAAGAGCUAUAGCAGCAGCCGAAAAGGUGACAAAGGGAAGUGAAUAGAGGAAAUGUAUUCAAUGAACUGUUUAAUAGUUUAUCAUGCAAAUGUUAUAAGCAUUCGUAUAUUAC
Meira miltonrushii is the source of this 1914-nucleotide messenger RNA. RefSeq names its product ACBP-domain-containing protein. Gene Ontology annotation, biological process: fatty acid metabolic process. The transcript has a single exon. Gene Ontology annotation, molecular function: fatty-acyl-CoA binding. The record is from RefSeq and is a predicted model, not a curated record. NCBI's taxonomy places the organism in Eukaryota, Fungi, Basidiomycota, Exobasidiomycetes, Exobasidiales, Brachybasidiaceae. The coding region runs from base 130 to 1848 and encodes 572 amino acids.